Molecule: messenger RNA, 4123 nt
Organism: Ahaetulla prasina
Lineage: Eukaryota; Metazoa; Chordata; Lepidosauria; Squamata; Colubridae
Gene: MMP14
Product: matrix metallopeptidase 14
Exons: 10
Coding region: 234-1943 (569 amino acids)
Biological process (GO): extracellular matrix organization; collagen catabolic process; zymogen activation
Cellular component (GO): extracellular matrix
Molecular function (GO): metalloendopeptidase activity; zinc ion binding
Source: RefSeq, a predicted model, not a curated record
CUCCAGAAGGGCCGGCUCAGCGAUCCGGGAGCGGCGGGGCCAGGAGGCGGCGCAGGCGAGAGAGAGAAAGAAAGAAAGAAAGAGAAAGAAAGAAAGAGAGAAAGAGAAAGAAAGGAAAAUCUCUUGCAGCAGCAGCAACAGAAACAGCAACUUCUUCUCUCUCCUUUCUUUCUUUCUUUCUUUCCUUCUUUCUUUUUUUCCCCUUCCUUCUUUCCCUUCGAAGCAAGCGAGCGAUGUGGCUCCUGCGGCUGCUGCUGCCCAUCGCCUGGGCGUCCUGCGCUCUCCCUGCCGCCGCCCAGGAGUUCAGCCCCGAGGCCUGGCUGCAACAAUAUGGGUAUUUGCCCCCGGGCAACCUUCGCACCCAUACCCAGCGUUCUCCGCAGUCGGUGUCGGCCGCCAUCGCUGCCAUGCAACAAUUCUACGGACUUCGGGUGACGGGCAUAGCCGAUGUGGAGACGAUGAAGGCUAUGAAGAGGCCUCGUUGUGGCGUCCCGGAUAAAUUUGGAGCGGAAAUUAAAGCCAACGUGAGGCGCAGGCGCUACGCGAUCCAGGGUUUCAAGUGGCAGCAGAUGGAUCUUAGCUUCUGCAUCCAGAACUACACACCCAAGGUUGGAGAACAGGCCACUUUUGCCGCGAUCCGACGGGCUUUCCGUGUCUGGCAGUCGGUGACACCGCUGCGUUUCCGCGAGGUGCCUUACUCGUCUGUGCGGGAGGGCCGCGAGCCGCAGGCGGACAUCAUGAUCUUCUUCGCCGACGGCUUCCACGGGGACAGCACCCCGUUCGAUGGCGAAGGCGGCUUCUUGGCCCACGCCUACUUCCCGGGCCCCCAUAUCGGUGGCGACACUCACUUCGACGCGGCCGAGCCUUGGACCUCUCGCAACGAUGACCUCAGCGGAAAUGACAUCUUCCUGGUCGCCGUCCAUGAAUUGGGUCACGCACUGGGGUUGGAGCACUCGAACGACCCUUCCGCCAUCAUGGCUCCUUUCUACCAGUGGAUGGACACGGAGAACUUCGAGCUGCCAGAAGAUGACCGGCGGGGGAUACAACAGCUCUAUGGAUCUGAAGGUGGCCAUCCCACCAAACCUCCCUCGAUCCCUCGGACUACUCCGAAACCCCGAAACCCUCACAGGCCCCCCAAGAACCCAACUUACGGCCCCAACAUCUGCGACGGACGGUUUGACACCAUUGCGGUACUCCGGGGCGAGAUGUUUGUCUUCAAGGAUAAAUGGUUUUGGCGAGUACGUAACAACCGCGUGAUCGACGGAUAUCCCCUCCCGAUCGGUCAGUUCUGGGUCGGUCUUCCUGCCUCGAUCAACACGGCCUACGAGAGGAAAGAUGGCAAAUUUGUCUUUUUCAAAGGAGACAAACAUUGGGUUUUCAAUGAAGCCAACUUGGAGCCGGGAUACCCGAAACAUAUCAAGGAGUUAGGAAGGAGGCUCCCCACGGAUCGGAUCGAUGCUGCCCUUUUCUGGAUGCCGAGUGGAAAAACGUACUUUUUCCGGGGAAAUAAGUAUUACCGCUUCAAUGAGGAGACCCGAUCCGUCGACGCGGAUUACCCUAAAAACAUUGAUGUUUGGGGGGGAAUUCCCGACUCACCCCGAGGUGCAUUUAUGGGCAGUGAUGAAGCCUUCACCUACUUCUACAAGGGAGACCGUUACUGGAAGUUUAACAACGAGAAACUCAAGGUCGAACCAGGCUACCCCAAGUCAGUGUUGCGAGACUGGAUGGGAUGCGCCACCGAUGACCGCCGUGAGGGAGAAGAAGUCAUCAUCAUUGAGGUGGACAAUGCCGAGGAACGCGGGCUGAAUGCCGCCGCGGUGGCGAUCCCUGUCCUGCUGCUCCUCACCAUCUGCGCCGUGGGAAUCGCCAUUCUGAUUUUCAAGCGUUACGGCACGCCCAAACGGUUGCUCUAUUGCCAGCGGUCACUGCUGGACAAGGUGUGACCGACCUUUCAAGAUGUUUCAGGAGGACAGAUCUCACCUACUUUCCACCCUGUCUACCUGCCUGUCUCAAUUCGGGUCCGGUCUCUUUGUCACCACCUUUUGAGUCAUCUUUCUCCUGGCACCCCAUAUUCCUCCCUGCUUCUUCGUCCUGUUUUCUGUUGGAUGUCUUGUCCAGCUCGCCUGCUUGCCAGCCAUCAGCCACGUUCUCUCUACAAGAGCUUUUCUUGACUACGGUGGUCCUCCUUCUUUCCUUCCUGUCUUUCCCUCAGCCUCUCUUUCCUUCCCACGGUAUUUCCGUUAUCCGUUCUCAUCCCACUGGGCAAGCGGGUGUGCUGAGCACACCCCUUAAUUAAUUUGAUGAGGCAGAAAGUUGAGGAGCCCACUCUACGGGGGUUAUGGCCAGGCCCACCUCUUGACUACCCAUCUGUUGACCUUCGUAGAGAAUGGACACACCUCAUGACCUUCCCGCUUGCUUGCAAAACCGGUGGGCCGAAGUCCAUACCGCGAAAACUUUUAGUUCUCCCGAACGUCCCAUGGAAUUUCAAAUCUAAAAAUUGGUCUCUAGGUCUCUCUCUCGCGCCACCUUGCUGGUCUUUCCUUCCAAGGGCAAGCGGUGGAGAACCGUCUCGCCUGCGUUGCCGAACCAGAAACCACAAUGGUAGGGAAGUUGCAGGUUGUGGGUCCGUCGGUGGGCAAAGCAUUAUUAGAGCUCAGAUCUAGAGAUCCAUGGAUCUGGAAAGGUAGUACGGUGUUUCCUGCCAUUGGGUGAGAGGGAAGAAGGAACCGUGGCUGACCGGCGAUGGAGUCUUACCGAUCAGAAACAGCAGGGAGGAAAACAGGUGGGACGCUAGGGUUGGAGGGUCGGUCCCAAAAGCCAACUUUUCUUGGGUAGGGGGCAGCGAAGAAUCAUAAACUGGUCAGGUUGGAAAGGGGGCAAGCCGAGCUUUCCUCAUGACGUAAUGAAGUGGACCAUUGGUACCUUGAUAAUAUUGGGAAAUGGGGCAUGUCUGAGAGAGAAAGAGAGGGAGGGAGGGAGGGACCAAGAUUAUGUGGGCUACAGGAGAUGUUUGCCGAGACCAGUUGUCCCAUCCCAGGUGCCUUCCAGAUGUUGAGAUCUGGGGUCAUCCAAAAACUCAAGAUGGCUGCCAUCAUUGACCGCCAUCUUGAUUUUUUUUUUGAACCGCUUCCAUGGGCACCCCAGGUUAGGACUCAAUUUUCAAGGCUUGUUGGACAUUUUGGCCGAGAAUUUGGUGACGGAGUCCUCCAUUUCCCUGGAGGGCACCUAACUUGUGAUCAGGUUGACCCGCCAAAUCCAGAUAUUGGCAGGGCCGCUUCUGGAAGUCUCCAGCUGACGAUAUUAGCCUGGUGUUUACAGUUGUCCCUUAAAACAGGGGCUCCCCAACCAUAGCAACUUUUUAAGACUUAUAGACUUCAACUCCCAGAAAUCCCCAGCCAGCAUGAGGAAUUCUGGGAAUUGAAGUUCACUGGCAUUGUCAUUUAAAAUGGUCCCCAACCUUAGUUAUUUUAAGACUUUACGGACUUCAACUCCCAGAAAUCCCCAGCCAGCAUGAGGAAUUCUGGGAGUUGAAGUCCACUGGCAUUGUCAUUUAAAAUGGCCCUUAAGUUCCUUAGCUAUUUUAAGACUUGCGGACUUCAACUCCCAGAAAUCCCCAGCCAGCAUGACAGCCUGAGGAAUUCUGGGUGUUGAAGUCCACUGGCGUUAUCACUUAAAACCAGGGUCCCUAACCUUGGUAACUUUAAGAAUUAGGGACUUCAACUCCCAGAAUUUCCCAGCCAGCACGUUUGCCUGAGGAAUUCUGGGAGUUGAAGUCCCCUGGCAUUGUCAUUUAAAAUGGCCCCCAAAAAGUUCCUUAGCUCUUUUAAGACUUACAGAUUUCAACUCCCAGAAUUCCCCAGCCAGCAUGGACGGCCUGAGGAAUUCUGGGAGUUAAAGUCCACCCAUCUUAAAGUGGGACCCCCUGAUUUAAAAUCCAUUCCGAAAAUGAACGAAAAGCAGCGGGUUUUUUUUCUAAUUUUUUUUUUUGCAAAACGGGGGUGGGAUGUGUGUGGAGAGAUAAAUUGCACCAGAGAACUGCCUCAAACUGCCUUACGAUCCUGUGUCUUGAUUUUUUUUUUAAGUACAUAAUUUUAAUUAUUAUAUAGAAAUGCCUUUUUUUUUU